This is a messenger RNA of Pelobates fuscus (common spadefoot toad), 2761 nucleotides long. RefSeq names its product HID1 domain containing (gene HID1). The coding region runs from base 133 to 2481 and encodes 782 amino acids. Gene Ontology annotation, cellular component: membrane; Golgi medial cisterna; Golgi trans cisterna. Lineage: Eukaryota; Metazoa; Chordata; Amphibia; Anura; Pelobatidae. The record is from RefSeq and is a predicted model, not a curated record. The transcript is spliced from 19 exons.
UGGCAAGGCGGUGCCGCCCUGCGUGAUUGACGGAUCCGGUUUUCCAGCUGUUGUAGGCGGAUUCGAUCCGGGUCGGAACGGGACGAUCGUUGCCGAGGGCAGCCGGAGCCUUGAGCUCGGCCCAGUACCGGCAUGGGAAACACGGACACCAAGCUGAACUUCCGGAAAGCAGUGAUCCAACUGACAACCAAGACACAGCCGGUGGAGGCUACUGAUGACGCAUUCUGGGAUCAGUUCUGGUCAGAUUCAGCCACUUCGGUGCAAGACGUAUUUGCUUUAAUUCCAGCUGCUGAGAUUCGUGCAGUGAGAGAAGAGUCUCCUUCAAAUUUGGCAACACUGUGCUAUAAGGCAGUUGAGAAGCUAGUGGCAGGUGCAGAGAGUGGAUGCCCCUCUGACACUGAGAAACAGAUUAUACUGAAUUGUGCUCGACUACUGACCCGUGUCCUGCCAUAUAUUUUUGAGGACCCAGAUUGGAGAGGAUUUUUUUGGUCAUCGGUACCAGGAGCCGGACGAAGUCAGGAUGAUGAUGAUGAAGAGGAUAGCUCACGUCCGCUUGCCGAAUCUCUUCUCUUGGCUGUAGCUAAUCUUCUCUUCUGUCCAGACUUCACAGUUCAAAGCCACAGGCGAAGUGGAACGGAUACAACAGAAGACAUUCAUACUCUUGACAGCUGUGAAUAUAUCUGGGAAGCUGGGGUUGGAUUUGCACACUCCCCAACUCCAAACCACACACAUGACCUCAACAGGACUGAACUACUGAAGCUACUACUGACAUGUUUCUCCGAAGCAAUGUACCUGCCACCUUUAUCAGAAAGCAAUGGUGCAGGCAAUCCCUGGGUGCAAUUCUUCUGCUCUGCAGAGAACCGACAUGCGCUCCCUCUUUUCACAUCCCUCCUAAAUGUUGUGUGCGCAUACGACCCGGUUGGUUACGGAAUCCCAUAUAACCACCUACUGUUCUGGGAUUCUCGGGAACCAUUGGUCGAGGUCUCUGCCCAACUUCUCAUUGUCACAUUAGAUUCUGACCCCACUACAAACUCUGGUCCCAGCAUGGAUGGAACGACUACCAGCACUGCCAUGGAUGAAAGCGAGAGUCCUGUACCAGACAAUCUCUUUGUGAAUUAUCUGUCACGGAUCCAUAGAGAGGAGGACUUCCAAUUUAUUCUGAAAGGUUUGGCUCGUCUGCUUCUUAACCCUCUCACUCAAACCUAUCUGCCAAAUUCCACCAAAAAAAUCCAGUUUCACCAAGAAUUACUUGUCCUAUUUUGGAAGUUAUGUGACUUUAACAAGAAAUUCCUGUUCUUUGUUCUGAAGAGCAGUGAUGUCCUGGAUGUGCUGGUCCCAAUUCUUUACUUUCUGAAUGAUGCUCGAGCAGACCAAUCCCGUGUUGGUCUCAUGCACAUUGGUGUGUUUAUCCUUUUGCUGCUUAGUGGAGAGAGAAAUUUUGGGGUUCGUUUGAAUAAACCAUAUUCAGUGCGUGUUCCCAUGGAUAUCCCAGUGUUUACAGGCACACAUGCUGACCUCCUCAUUGUGGUAUUUCACAAGAUUAUCACCAGUGGACAUCAGCGCUUGCAGCCUUUGUAUGACUGUCUGCUAACCAUCAUUGUGAAUGUGUCUCCAUAUCUGAAGUCUCUGUCCAUGGUGGCAUCUAACAAGCUUCUGCAUCUGCUUGAAGCAUUCUCAAGCCCUUGGUUCCUUUUCUCUUCUCCACAAAAUCAUCAUUUAGUUUUCUUUCUGCUGGAAGUUUUCAACAACAUUAUCCAGUACCAAUUUGAUGGUAAUUCAAGUCUGGUUUAUGCCAUUAUUCGCAAGCGGAACAUCUUUCAUCAGUUGGCAAAUCUGCCCUCUGAUACCCCUUCUAUUCAGCGUGCACUCCAGAGAAAGAAGAAGCCCGUUGAGCCAAUCUCACGCACAAAUUCUCAAGAUGGUGCAUCUAUGGAGGGUUCUCGUCCUGCUGCCCCUGCGGAGCCAGGCACACUGAAAACCAGCCUUAUAGCCACACCAGCUAUAGAGAAGCUGACAGAGAAAUCACAGGUGUCAGAGGAUGGUACUCUGCGAGCAAUUGAUCCUGAUGUCUCCCAAGCUGAAUUAGAGGAUGGUGCUCAGGGCAGACAGACCAGACGCUUUUCAAAUGUCUCAUCAUCCUCCCAGUGGAACCCAACCACAGACUGGGUCAUGUCGUGGAAGGUAAAGCUGCCACUUCAGACGAUAAUGCGGCUUCUGCAAGUCCUUGUGCCUCAAGUGGAGAAGAUCUGCAUUGACAAGGGUCUAACAGAUGAAUCUGAGAUCCUGAAGUUCCUCCAGCAUGGGACCUUAGUGGGGUUACUUCCUGUACCUCACCCCAUAUUGAUCCGCAAGUAUCAAGCAAAUGCUGGCACCGCUAUGUGGUUUCGCACGUAUAUGUGGGGUGUCAUUUACCUGAGAAACAUGGAUCCACCUGUGUGGUAUGACACUGAUGUGAAGUUGUUUGAAAUCCAACGAGUUUAGCACUGAACCAUUAAAAUGAAAUGCUGCUCCCCUUUCCUUUUGCAUUACUAGAGACAUCCUCACAUCCCAAUAUAUCAUUGUCCACACCUAUACGUCAUAGACAACUAGACAUCUAUUUACAUCUAACGCAGAUAUCUCCAGCUCCGUCUUUUAUGUGUUCAGUCUUUGACAUUUCUUCUCUGUGGUGGGGUGGGGUUGUUGGGCACUGUGAAAGUGCUGUCCCAACCUUGAAGUGUACACAAUAAAAAUAUUAUAUAUUAAUAAAUAUAUCUAUAACAAA